AUGGCGGAGUUUCAUGAUAUGCCAGCAGAGAUACGAAACAUGAUUUACGAGUCGAUAUUUUCCCCGUCGCAAUCUCAAGACAUUGUCGAGGACCUCUGCAGCAAUAGUAACGCAUUCUCCCUGUUCACUGUUUCCAAGCAAAUGCACGACGAAACAACAUCCUACUUUUAUCAAAACAACAAUAUCAACAUCUACACGCCCUCGCAGACAACUGAGACUGCUACUAUUUUCCCUCCCAUCGCUGACAGGUAUCUUCGGUAUCUCGGCCGCGUCAGAGUACUGGCCACAAUCGCCGCUGCAGAGUCAAGCACACACGCCAAGGUAGCCGACACCAUCGCAUCCCUAGCGACUAUCGGUGCAAAGUUCGAAUAUGUCAACAUUAUCAUCAACUCCUCGCUCUCUCGGCUGGUUAAUAAAAUGGUCGAUGACUCGAUCCUCGAUGCCGAUCAUCCAAUCACCGUUGCCUUGCACAAAUUGCUCGACUCCAAGGUUGCUAAGGUUGUGCGUCUUUCUCUCCCUGGUGCUUGGUUAACGCCCAGUGUCGCCCAGCACCUCAAGAGCCAGUAUGGCGAUCGUAUUCUCUUCGUUGACCGAGACGGAUCCCCCUGUGAUGCGGCAAGUGUAGAGAAGCCAAAGACCGGUGUCCAUAUAACUGGACACAUGGCUACACUAGGCCUUGACAUGGAAGACGCCUAUUCUGACGACGAAUCCGAAUCCGACCAAUCAACUCCUUCCUCGAUCCCAUCUUCAUUUGGCUCAGUGUUGGCAGAUCUGGAUGCGUUCUCCGUCGCAAGCUACGAGGCCGGCCCCGAAGAUGCUAAGAACGAUGAUUCAACGGACGAUUCUGCAGGUGACGACUCUUUCUUUACCGAAGACGAACUAGAGGAGUGGGCAGCCUCCGGUGAAAAUGAUGUGCAAGAGGAACCGUCGCAGCCCGAGGACACUGAAGUCGACGUUGAGGAGGAACUUGACGAAGAGCUUGAUAACAUGCCCGACGAUGGUUUUGAUACCAUCAUGGGCAACAUGGGCGAUAUGGCGAACGAGGCGGAUAUCACGUACCUGGUCAAUUUUGCACCCGAGUUGCUCAUGGCUGGACACGACCUUGAUCACUUUAUGUAG
Bipolaris oryzae ATCC 44560 is the source of this 1119-nucleotide messenger RNA. RefSeq lists its product as uncharacterized. The record is from RefSeq and is a predicted model, not a curated record. Lineage: Eukaryota; Fungi; Ascomycota; Dothideomycetes; Pleosporales; Pleosporaceae. The transcript has a single exon. Bases 1 to 1119 code for a protein of 372 amino acids.